AUGCAGCCAGUGUUGCCGUCAUGGUUAAUCCAUAUUUCAGGGUCCAUCGAACCAUACCUAGCGCCGAACACCUAUCGCCUGUAUAGUAUGCGAUUUUGUCCAUACGCCCAACGAAUAGUGAUCUACGUAGCCAAGAAAAACAUUCCUGUCGAGAUUGUCAAUGUGAACCCAGACAAAGGUCCGAGUUGGUAUCUGGCAAAAUCGCCAUUAGGAAGUGUUCCAGCACUGGAAAUCAACGGAAAUGUAAUCUUUGAAUCAAAAGUGUUGGCGGAGUACUUGGAUGAAGUAUUUCCUUCGACUUCGGUGCUUCCACGAGAUCCGUUGCAGAAAGCUCAACAGAAAGUUUUGGCUGAACGACUUUCUCCGCUGAUGAAUGUGCUCUUCGAUCUGUUCGACUCGAACACGCCAGCCUCACAACGAAAAACGGACAGCUCACUGCACAAGGCUCUUCGCGGGGCUGAGGCAUUACUUGUGGACAACUUUUAUGGUGGUAAUACGCCUGGCUUCGCCGACUAUAUGCUUUGGCCGUUUCUCGAACGUUUACAGCUCAUCACACUCUCUCCCUACACUCAGUUUAGGUACUUCCCCGGUAUUCACUAUCCUCGAAUGGGUGCUUAUAUUGCAAGAAUGCAGAGACAACCUGAGGUGAAAUUCGCCAUGCGUCCGCUCUAUCAGCACAAAGCCUACGUGGACAGUUUUGCGGCAGGUAAUCCGAACUACGAUUACGGCAUUUCUCAGGCCGGAUAA
Angiostrongylus costaricensis is the source of this 747-nucleotide messenger RNA. The record is from the annotation of a GenBank genome assembly. NCBI's taxonomy places the organism in Eukaryota, Metazoa, Nematoda, Chromadorea, Rhabditida, Metastrongylidae.